This is a messenger RNA of Canariomyces notabilis, 1683 nucleotides long. RefSeq lists its product as uncharacterized. Gene Ontology annotation, biological process: positive regulation of gene expression. The annotation marks the transcript as partial. The record is from RefSeq and is a predicted model, not a curated record. The transcript has 3 exons. NCBI's taxonomy places the organism in Eukaryota, Fungi, Ascomycota, Sordariomycetes, Sordariales, Chaetomiaceae.
GAGAAGUUCGCCGACAAGAAGGAACAGUUCAAGACCAAGUCGAAGCCCCCUGGCGGAUUCGACCCGACUCCACUCCCUGAUGCUCCGCCAGGCUACACAGUCAAGUUCACCUUUCACCAAGCCUUCAAUCUGCCCAUCGGUGACCUCCACCUCAAAUCUUGCGAUCCAUUUCUGCACGCAACCCUGAUAUCUUCCCUUCCAAAGCGACACAAGGAAGACCCGCUGCUAACCCACCGCACCCGGACCUUGAGGAGGACGACUGAGCCCGCAUGGGAGGACGAGUGGGUUGUUGCCAAUGUGCCGGCAUCGGGGUUCGUGCUCAAAUGUCGACUGUAUGAUGAGGAUUGGCCGGACCAUGACGACCGGCUCGGGAAUGUCACCAUCCGAGUGCCGCAUGUGGACGAGAACUGGGAGGGGUUUGGGCCGGAUGGAAAGGUGUUCGACGUCAAGAAGCGAGCCGGCAGCAAGAGAGCCUACUUCAUCCGGGGUGUGACAUCUGUGCUGUGCAACAGCGGUCCAAUGACCCCUAGGCUGCGCAUCGGCAUUGAGGUGCUCGGCAAGUCGGACCCUCCACAUGCCCAGAUGUACACGGUCGGGCCGACGACAUGGGUGAAGCACUACAGUCCCAUGAUUGGAAGGUUGACGGGCGUCAAGGUGAACAGAGAGGAGCACGACGACGCAGCGCCCUCCGACCAAGGCGACAAGCAGACGAAGAAGUACGAUUUCCAAGCAAAUGAGAUUCAGCUCUCCGGCCCAGUGCCCCCAAAACUCUACCACCGCUACGUCGAGUUCCGGCCCAUGAUUGGCCGUAUGUUCUCGUCGCAGGGGGUCAGGGGCCGUAUCCUGAACAAGGUCCUGCACAAGCAACACAACCGCAUCUACAACUAUGACUCAAGCACCGAAUAUGGCUCUUUUCCUCCGUGCAGCCAAGAAGCCUCGUUGCAGUUCCUGAAAAUGGCCCACUUUGACGAAGGCGGCCGCAUCUUUACCUACGUCAUCACCCUUGACGGCAUGAUGCGCUUCACCGAGACGGGCAAGGAAUUCGGCGUCGACCUGCUGAGCAAACACACAAUGCACUCCGACGUGGCCACCUAUGUCGCCUGCGCCGGCGAGUUUCUGAUCCGCCGCCGCCUCGCCCAUCCCGUCCACAAUGACCGUAGCCACAGCCACAACACCCAUCAUGAAGCUGAUCACGGCGGGGAAGACAGUGAAGGAUCUUCCGGCCCACUCAACCAGCGUACUCACCCGCCCGAACCCGAGCUGCCCGACGGGCCGCCUUCCUCCCCGCCCCCGCGCGACCCAAGCCUGUACCAAUUGGUCAUCGACAACGACUCGGGGACGUACCGGCCCGACGAAUCGACCCUGCUGGACCUGCAGCAGUUCCUGCAGCGCAAUUUCCCCGGGCUGCACGUGCUGGCGCUGGACUGCGCAGACGAGCGGCUCGCCGAGAUGAAGCGCGCCCAGCGCGAGGCCAAGAAGCGGGAGAGCGGUGGUCAGCUGGUGAGGAUGGUGCUCAACAGGAGUCCGAGCGGGAGCAGUUUCAGCUCGAGCGAUGAGAGCCGGUUGGGGGAUCUCGAGGGGGGAGCUGCACGGGAGGAGGAGGAGGAAAGGGAGGGAAUGAGGAGUAAGAAGGAGAGGGCUUUUGAUGUGCUUCAGGAUCCGGGGCGGUGGAGGGAUGUGCUG